CUCCCUCGAUAGUUUUGCAUGUUGAGAUUAUCACGUCACUUAAUCAUUCUACCAAACCAUUCAAUAUGCAGACUGUAAAUCAAUACAACCUCGCGGUGGUGCUUUUCACCGCAUUUGGAUCCUUUACCUAUGGCGUUAAUUCAUCAAUUAUAACCUCGAGACUGGCCUGCCUUCCUUUUGGAGCUAUUUCAACCUGGCAACAUCGGGGCCGAGAGCCGACUGGAGUACCCAGAUGAUAGGAGGUACGUUGGUUGACAAGGGUUACCUUGAUGAUAUCAUUCCUAUAGCAAUGAAUAGUCUGUAUUCAGCCGGUGGUCUGAUCGGUUACCUCACCGCGGGCUGGCUAGCCAACAAGAUGGGUCGUAAACGCUCCAUCCAAAUUAUCUGCGCCAUUUGCGUUGCGGCGUCCGUAUUUACCACCGCUAGUGUUAAUAUCG
Fusarium redolens is the source of this 437-nucleotide messenger RNA. RefSeq lists its product as uncharacterized. The record is from RefSeq and is a predicted model, not a curated record. The transcript has 2 exons. Bases 66 to 236 code for a protein of 56 amino acids. NCBI's taxonomy places the organism in Eukaryota, Fungi, Ascomycota, Sordariomycetes, Hypocreales, Nectriaceae.